GAGGUAUGAUAGUGAUCCAACUGUCAGCGACAGCUGGUGUUUUCUAAUGUUUGGUUAUAAAGUUUUUUCUUUUGUUUAUGGGAUGGUUGAAAAAUAAAUCAAGUUUUCACCGAAGCUGAAACAUCGUGCUGGUGAUGUAAGAUGGACAGAAAUCUGCAGUCACCAUCACAUCUUACAGAAUUUGCUCCUUUAAGUCCUGAGCCAAGUCAGCCAGGUGUUGGAUUUUUGUUGUCUAAGUUCUUCAAAUUUAAUAAAGGUGGCCCUGUGGCAGAUUUUAAUGCUCCAUCACCAACACAAGUAUUUCCAGAUACCCCUGUCAAAACAGACUGGCAGUCUUCUGAUAACUUGGAACAGAGGGACACUGUUUCUGAUGACUUGGUGACCCAGUUCCCUGUGGAUGUGGGUGAAGGAAGAAGCCUCCCUAAUGUGCUUAAGAGGAUCAGCAGUCUUUUGGCUCUCAAGAGCACAGAACUUCAGGCAUACAAAGACACAGACUUCAAACAGUACUGGAUGCCAGAUUCAGUAAGCAAGGAAUGUUAUGACUGUGGUGAGAGGUUUACAACAUUCAGGCGUCGUCAUCAUUGUCGUGUAUGUGGACAGAUCUUCUGCUCUCGAUGUUGCAACCAAGAGAUUCCAGGCAAGAUCAUGGGGUGCACAGGUGACUUACGUGUGUGUACUUAUUGCUGUAAAGUCGUACUGUCCUACCUGCAGUCAUCAGAUAUGGGUGCUGAUCUGUCUGCUGAUCUGAGGGCCUUGCAGGAAGACCUACAGACAAAAUUUGGUAACACAGCUCCAUCCUUGGCCUCAUUAUCACAAGGCAGUACCAGCAGUACAUGUGGCAAUAUUGCAGAGUGUCAGGAUAAUUCCUCAGGGACUAGUCGUAGAAAAUUGUCACUUAAUAUCCAGGAAGAUAGAUUUGUGCUUGGCAGAGCCCAAGGGUCUAAUUACAUGAGUAUGGAGGAGCGUUGCCGUGUACUGCAGAAAUCAUCAUCCCUUCGAGCACUGUUUGAAGACAUCUGUCAUCCAAAUAUGGGGAUGACUUUACAAACACAUCGGUAUCAUCUGCGCAAUUAUCAUAAUUGUUUCUUAGGCAGUGAGCUUGUGGAUUGGUUGUUAACACAGAGUCAUGCAGCUACAAGAAUUCAGGGUACAGCUAUAGGGCAGACUUUGAUAGAAGCAGGUUACCUGGACUGUAUAGGUGAACAGAAUUUUCUGGAUGCUUAUGCCCUGUAUCGACCACGGCAAGUGUUGUCACCACUACAGUACAGCAGUCCAACAAGUCCGAUUGAAGAUAAUGGGAGGAUUAGCCAUGAAGCACAGGAACCUUUGUGGGUUAAACAAAUUCCACAGCAGGAUUCUGUCACCACUGAUUCAGAAUCAGACUGCCAGCUGUCAGAACACGAUGAAACAUUAAGCUUGCCUUCGUCAAGUUCUUCAUUCUAUCUGGACCUCAAUGUGGCUGAAAACAGUGUUCAUAUCAGUCGGCCUGUGGCUGUCAAACAGGAUCAACAUCAAACUGACAGUGAGCCAGGAGAAGUGAAGUCUCCAGCACUAGGUAAUAAACAACUGCUGGAGAGUUCUCAUACAUAUGGCAUAUCAAGUGAAUUUCUCUCUGGAACCCUUCUCCUUCAGAAUUCCCAGAGUAGGGAGUCAGUUCCUACAUCUGGAUGGCAUAAUGUCACACAACUACGGACUUAUAAUGGAGAACAGCAGGCAUAUCUACAGCUCAGUAAUGGAUUCAAGCAGCACAUGCACAACUUAUUAAAGCAACUGCUGAAUUUAGAGGGCUUAUCGCAGAGCUGGAUAGACAUUGUGGUGCCUUUGGCUCAGCAGAUUGUUGAUACUGUUCGGCCUGAUGUGCGAAAUGAUGCUGAUGAUAUGGACAUUAGGCAGUAUGUUCAGUUUAAGAAAGUUCCUGGUGGAAGUCGAAAUGAGAGUUGCAUUGUAAAUGGUGUAGUAUGUUCCAAGAAUGUGGCCCAUCGUGCAAUGUCCACAGAAUUGGUCUCACCUCGCAUACUGCUUCUUGGCUGCUCUAUUGUAUACCAGCGUAUUGAAGGCAGGCUACUAUCUCUGGAACCAGUCAUAAUGCAGGAACGUGAAUACUUGCGUCAUGUAGUAGCUCGCAUUGCCAACCUCCAACCUGAUCUGGUUCUCGUACAUCGCAAUGUGUCUCGAUUGGCACAGGAGUUUUUGUUGGCCCUGCGAGUAACAUUGGUGCUUAACGUUAAAGCAAGUGUUCUGGAGCGUGUUGCUCGAUGUACUCAGGCAGACAUUGUCACUUCAGUUGAUGCUCAUAUAGGUCGUCCACUGUUGGGAACUUGCAAGCGAUUCUACCUCAAAACAUUUCAGAAUGAGAAAGGUUCCAGUAAAACAUUAAUGUUUUUUGAAGGCUGUUCCUUGCAGCAUCUUGGUUGUUCAGUAUUGCUUCAUGGUGCAACAAACAGUGAACUUACUAAAUUGAAACGUGUGGUCAGUCAUAUAGUGUUUACUCAGUACAGUUGGAGACUUGAGAAAUCAUUUCUCAUGGAUGAAUUUGCUAUGCCUCCUAGCCCUCUGCAUGACAGUUUUUUUGAGGAACCUAUAACAAAUGGUAGUUCUCAGGAUGACCUUAUUUCGUCUCCAAGUAAGGCCAAGUUGUGCCUUAAAAAUGGCUCUGCAAAAGUAUUAUCAACUUGUGAAAUAUUGCAUAAAAGUUGUGAAAAUGUAGCCAAAGAUUCGAUGUUAUAUAUCCAUUUAUUGUCACACGACAACAAAGAAUCUGCUGACAUAGCAGUUGUGAACAGAGAAAAUGUUAUAAAUAAUGUUGCUGAUGUGCCUGUGUCAUAUGCGUUGCCUCGUAACACAGGAGACAUAAAUACCAAAGAUGAGAAUAUUCAGUCAUUAAGUAAAAGCAAUGUCCUUUCAAUUUCAAAUGUGCAGUUAAAUAAAAAUGUACAAAGUGAAAAUUCUUCUACAGCUGAUAAAAUGAUACAUUUAUGUAAUAAAGCAGAACACAUUAUAGCUAGUCAAUGUGCAGAUUGCAAUAAAACAUUACAGAAUGAAAACAGGAAAAAUGUUGACUUUGUUGUGAGUGAUAAUAUGAAUAUCAUGUAUUCUUCAGCUUUACCUAGUAAAAAGGAUAAGUGCAUUUGUGAACCUGUUCAUAAGUUGAAAGGAGUUCAAGACAAUGUUAAAGAGGUUCUAGUAAAUGAAACUUAUCGUGAUAAUUGUGAUGCUAAUAAAACACAACCACUUCGUAUUGGGAACAAGGAGAAGUCUCUAAGUGAAGAAAAACGAAUGAAUGUUGAAUCUGUGAGUGAUUUUAGUGAUCCACUACAUUUGUACCUGAAUCUAGAAGAUGAAGUUUUUCAUGCUGGUAACCAAAGUACCAGUUGUGGACAGUGGUUAUCAGUUGCUGAAUUACCACUCUCAAAUAGGUUUCGUAAAGCUCUGGAUGACACCAUACUAUCUUCUUCACCCUACCUGAAGUUUACAGUGCCAUACUUGGAAACAGAACCUGGGCGGAAUUGUGUUCUGAGGAAAUUCUUCCCAGAUGAGAUCUUUUGGUCUGCACAGUUUGGUACACUAGCAGGGGGUGGCAGCAGCAGCAGUGCAAGGGCGAUUGCCAGUGGUGAAGUAAAUGAUGUAUUAUCUCAAGAAGGCGAUUCCAAGUUUAAGGAAAUUAAGCUUAGACCCCAGCAUCCAUUUGUUUCUGCAAAGCUUACAAGUACUGUUGAAAGUUGUGAAGUUCAGACUCUGCUGGCACAUUUCCGAGCAUGUGGAGGUCGAGUUACCUCAACCCCAACUUCUCCUGAGCUGUUGCAUUCAACUAAGGCACCCACACAAGGCUGUAGCACAACAGGAGAUGCAGUAAAUACAUCAGCAGUUAGCAAACAAAGUUCUUGGCCUGAUGCACUGGAUCCUGCAAAUCAUCAGCGUCUAGCUGUGCUCUUCUGCAGCUAUUCUCAUGAAUCUCAAAAUGCCCCGGCAUUUUGUGUUAGUCCUUGGGUUGUAUUCAUGAAUUUCUAUGGACACAAUGACAUCCCCCUGGGAAGCUUCCUAGAGCGUUAUUGUUUCCGUCCAUCUUAUGUUUGUCCUUCAGAAUCAUGUGAGACUCCAAUGGUGCAUCAUGUUCGCCGAUUUGUGCAUGAUAUGGGCUGUGUUCACAUAAUUCUGAAGGAGCUGGAAAAGCAAAUCCCAGACACUGAAGGAAAUGACAUUGUUAUGUGGAGUUGGUGCAGUAAGUGUAGAAUGGUAUCACCAGUUGUGCCAAUGUCAGCAGAUACUUGGUCAUUGUCUUUUGCUAAGUACUUGGAGCUGCGUUUUCAUGGAGGGAUGUACCGAAGACGUGGGCAGGAAGGCACUGUGUGUUCACAUUCCCUUCAUCAUGAACAUUACCAGUAUUUCGGAAUGAGGAACAUAGUUGCAUCCUUCAAGUACACCAGUAUUACAUUAUGGGAGGUGUCAUUGCCUCCACCUGUCAUUGCUACAUAUUAUGACCCACAGCAGCAGACUAAUGUUAUAGAAGAAAUCAAAUUCCUUGCAUUGAAAGGAUAUGAAGUGUACAGCUGCAUCCUAGAAAAAAUUUGCUUUUUUGGAACUGAUUUGGAUGGGAUAGGAUUUAUGAAGCAGCAGUUGCAGAAAGAACAAGUACAUUUUAAGUCAUGUAUUGAGGAGAUUCAAUUGAAACUUACUUCACCUACACUUGAAGCUAAGAAACUGGAAGGACAGAUUGCAGAAAAAGAUGUACAGCAAUUAAUGUGGCGCAUUGAGGACUCUGUAGUGCAGCUUAAACGUCUUAUAGCAGAUGUUGUUGUUACUUGGAAUGCUAAAAUUCAGGACCUUGUGCUGAUCUCCAAAAAGAGAGAUGAGAAGCAUCGGAGAAAUUAUGGAGGAAAACCAUCAGCUCCUACUACCAGCCACUCUCUUGAGUAUGACAGGGUAUCCAGUAGCAGUACCCAAUUGUUGGAUGAUGUUGUAGUGGAGAUGGCUUCAGGUGUCACCUCGGCAGCACAAUGGGAGGACACUAGCAGCUGCUCUGAAGGUCAUGAGGACACAAGUCCAUCUUCUCCAGAACCUAUGGGUGGUGUUGCCGAGCUGCUGGAUGCAGAUGAGAGUUUGAGCUCAGGUCAGGGCCUUGAUACCAGCUCCAGUGCCCUGGCAGACAGCAUUAAUGCUACAGAUUCUCACCUGUCAGCGUUUCAACAAGAUGCAGUUAGUAAUCAAGACAGCAUUUCCGUUCAGAAUCCAGAGGUGGUGCUAGGGUCCCAAAGUCAGACUGUUGCCUCUGGAUUAUCUCGUGGGCAUGUGAGGUCAUAUUCUGAUGUAACACCAACUGUAGUUGAUGAACAGGAUUCAAGGCAAGCACAGCACACAGACAAGAAGAGUGUGAAGACAAUCCUGUCACACCUCCUGCCAACAUCCACUGGUAUGGCACCAGUACAGAGCCCAUUGAGUCCACAGGAACACCACUUUUUUCCAACUGGAUGUUCUGUCCCUGUUAUUGUGUAUGAAAAUGAGCCAUCAUCCAUCAUUGCUUAUGCCCUGAGCUCUCAGGAGUACCAACGUAGUUUGGAUGAUAUACUCGCAAAGAGGCUGACUACUUAUGAACAGACAUCACCCAGCCCAGUGCACAAGAGGAAAUCAGGUCAAUCUCAGGUGGAACGAGAGAUCAGUGGUUGUGCAGAACCAGUGCAGUUGUCUGAAUCUCGUCGUUCUGGAGUUUUGUCCUUCCUUCGAGGUUCCAACACUGCUAACAGCUUGCCGCGAUCUGGACUACUGGAUGGGGUUCAGUACAGUACAUCUCCUGCUGCUGAUACUGUAGGGUCCCCAGCAAGUGAGUCAGAUGACACAACUGGAGGCAACAUGAAGGGGAGCAGAACGCAACCACACAUUGAGGUGCAGUUUUCUGACUCUAGCUCUAACUUCUUCUGUCGAGUGUUUUUUAUAGAACAGUUUGCAGCCCUGAGGCUAAUGGUUUUACCUACAGGAGAAGAAGGAUUUGUGAGGUCACUGACAAGAUGUGUUCAGUGGGCAGCACGUGGUGGAAAAUCUGGCUCAACGUUUUGCAAAACAAGAGAUGAUCGAUUCAUUUUGAAGGAAAUGUCUCGUUUGGAGAUGCAGUUGUUUCUGGAAUUUGCCCCUAAUUACUUCAAUUAUAUUCAACGAUGUCAUACAUCUCAACAACCUACUCUGUUAGGAAAGAUUGUUGGUGUGUAUAGGAUUGUGUAUCGAAACCUUACAUCUAAUGCAACACUUCGUUCAAAUUUGCUUGUUAUGGAGAACCUGUUUUACUCACGGUCAGUUACUCACAAGUUUGACCUGAAGGGAUCUGUGCGCAAUCGGUUGGUGAAUCCAACUGCUGCUGACCGUGAUGGAGAAAUUGUUUUGCUGGAUGAAAACCUGCUCAAUAUGACAUGUGAUGAUCCCUUGUACAUCCUGCCACAUUCGAAGACAGUUCUGACACAAGCAAUCAGUAAUGACACCCAGUUCUUGGCUUCACAAUCGGUAAUGGACUACUCACUGCUGGUAGGAUUAGACAAGGAACGCAGGGAACUCGUUGUUGGUAUUAUUGAUUACAUCCGUACAUUUACUUGGGACAAAAAGCUAGAAACAAUGGUGAAAUCUUCAGGCAUACUUGGUGGGCAAGGAAAAUUGCCUACAGUGGUAUCACCAGAACUUUAUCGAGCAAGAUUUAUUGCAGCCAUGCAUCAGUAUUUCCUGCCAGUGCCAGAUCGUUGGACAGGGUUGGGCAAAGGCUUGGACUGCUAAAUCAGGUAAAAACAUCAGAAAUACAUGAAGCUCUACCUCUUAGUUUAUGAUUUCUGUAUUAUGAAACUAUUCACUUGUGUGAAAUGUGAUCCUUUCAAAAACAUGGUGUGCUUAACUAGAACAAUGGAGAAGUACAUAUCUAUAAUAUCAGGUGGCAUUUAUUUAAUGUUGUUCCAAACAGGGCUGCCGUUACAUGGUAGUAUUUACUUAUGCAACUAUGUGGCAUGUCACUGCGUUUCUGUGCGUUUCCAUUUACAACUACACGUCAUGCUUUUAAUUAACACAGCAUGUGUCUGUUUUAUUUUAAAACCAUCCAUAAAAAUACAUCUUAAAUCUACUGACCAUUUAAUAAAAUCCAUUUUCCCACAGCCUCAUAGCGUUUCGUGCAUAUGUUUUUAUACUACUACUUUGUUCAUCUCAGUUAACUCAUCCGUGUGGGUGAAGCAGAGUAAAGCGGCCCAUCCAUAUACGAGUCUGACUUGCGAGUCUGGCUCGGCGAGCUUGACUCGUGAGCCGGGCUCGGAUAUAUUUCACCACACAUGCAGAGCAGACUCGGCUCGUGACACCCCACCAACAGACGAGUUUGGCUCAGUGGAACCCGAGCCGAGCGGGACUCGUAUGUGGAUGGGCCACUUAACAUACUGAAUAAUGCAAGAUAUAUUGCCUAUACAUUUUCAUAUCUUUUGAAAGUCUGAAGAGAAAGAGUGAGCUCUUGAAGUUAUAUAUUUUGUUUGGGGUUUAUUUUGUGGUACUGUUUGGGAUUGCUCUCUGUACAAAUUGUAUCAAAUGUAAUCCAAAUUGUUGGAGCCAUUGUUGAAAAAAUAGGUUUGUGUUCAAGCUUUCAUGUAUAGUUCUCCUAAUUUGUGAGCUAUUUGUUUGAGACUCAUGUUUGUUAGGAUGUGCACACUUCAAACAGUAAAAAUUAAGGUGCAGUACAUAAACAAUAUCCCAGAAUGUUUUUUGUUCAUAGUGGGAACCUUAAACGUGGUUAUCCUCCAGAAUGUUAAGUUUGAUGUAUGUAUGUAUGUAUGUAUGUUGUGAUAUUGUAUGUUUGUGCAUUCUUUGCACAAACUGAACACAUGCAGGAGAGAUUGUUUUCCAUCUUUCAGCAUGUUUGAACUUAAGAACCACUGUAUGGAUUUUGAUGAAAUUUGGUAUGAACGUGUUGCCAUUGGAGGCUACCCUUUGAAAUCUAUAUUUAGCUUUAAAUGUAACGGCGAAUACAAAUGAACUAUUGGAGGUAGGCAGCUAAUUGCAAAGAUAGAACUUAUCUGACUCAGAACUUGUUUCUACUGAGUAUUUUGCAUUUUAUAUUGUUAAUCUAAAGUGUGUGGUACUUUUAGCUAGUAAUAAAUAUGUGCAAUAAAUUUAUUUAGUUCUUAAAUAUCAAUAUUAGGGAGAAAACUGUGAAGAAACAUUCCGUAUUAUGCCCUUCGUUAUUGUUUUGUCUGUUCCUGGAUUGCACCAUGUUAUUUCUAUAGUGCAUCUAGUAUUAAGAAUGGACUGUGUUGUUUUGAGGGCUGCUACUUCCAAAGUCACUUUUGUUUUCUGUCUUCUAUCAGCGACUUUUAAUGUCGUUGAAGUUAUUCUGAAAGAUGUUGGUGAAAGCAGUGUAGUUUACUCACUUGUACAAAAGUCUGAAAUUGCUGUAAUAUACUCAUAACAUGUUCCCAUUUAGAAUAUCAAAUUCCUAUUCGCUAAAUGUGACAGCUUUCUCAGUUACUGCCCGUUGUCUUCUUUGAUGCACAAGGACAGUCCAGUAUGCUCCAAAAUUAUGUAAACAUUGUUAAUUGUUCUGUACUACCGCAGUGAAGCAAAGUUUGUGUCGACUGAGAAUGCUGUUUUUGUAAAGUGUAAGUGCAUGAAGCACUGUAAUGUUGUUGGUAGUAGUGUCAUAUGUCAUAUAUACAAAGAAUGCUUUGAAAUUUGAUUUUGGUCCUGGAAUAAACAUUGCUUUUGUACACUGUG
Zootermopsis nevadensis is the source of this 8718-nucleotide messenger RNA. RefSeq names its product 1-phosphatidylinositol 3-phosphate 5-kinase fab1 (gene fab1). Gene Ontology annotation, cellular component: cytoplasmic vesicle; vesicle membrane. The record is from RefSeq and is a predicted model, not a curated record. Gene Ontology annotation, molecular function: ATP binding; 1-phosphatidylinositol-5-kinase activity; 1-phosphatidylinositol-3-phosphate 5-kinase activity. Gene Ontology annotation, biological process: regulation of reactive oxygen species biosynthetic process; intracellular signal transduction; neutrophil chemotaxis. Lineage: Eukaryota; Metazoa; Arthropoda; Insecta; Blattodea; Termopsidae.